AUGCCUAGUGGUAGAGAUGGUGAUUGCAUGAGCUCGGGUAUAGCUUAUUUGAUCUCCUGUAAGACAUGCGGAGACGAAUACAUUGGCGAAACGGGUAGACCACUCUGUCUCCGCAUAAAAGAACACCUAGUCCGCAAGCGUAAACCAAAUACCCCACUAGACAUAGGACCCAGGGACAUAAAGGGGAGGACUUUGACGUGCGAAUAUCCACCUGGGCCACCCGGUCUUCCUGGGAGAGAUGGUAUGCCUGGACCUUCAGGAGCAUCAGGAACCCCUGGAAUGCCGGCACGGUUGCCUUGCGAGCCACCAAUCGACUACUCAAAGGCGUGCCCUGAUCCAUGUCCCACUGGAAUGCAGGGACCACCGGGCGAGACUGGAACUCCUGGAGAUAAGGGAAUUAUUGGAAAGCCUGGUGACCCUGGGAAACGAGGCGUAGACGGUGAACAGGGCCCAAAAGGAGAGCCUGGUGCUCGUGGAGUUCCUGGUCUGGAUGGAGAAGUGGGUGACCCUGGAGAGGAUGCCGUGCCGCAACCAUUCAUACCUGGACCACCGGGUGAAGUAGGAAAUGAAGGACCCCCUGGACCACCUGGUCCGGUGGGAAUGCCAGGUAUAGACGGACCAGUUGGACCACCAGGACCACGUGGAAGGAAAGGAAAAGAUGGAUUUCCUGGUGCAAAUGGUGGCGUCGGUCCGGAGGGACCAAUAGGAGAGCCUGGAGAGGACGGGAGAAAAGGGGUUUGUCCAACGUAUUGUGCUACCGACGGUGGUGUGUUCUUCGUACAACCACCGGAUUGGUUCUUCAACAACAACAAUUGA
This is a messenger RNA of Angiostrongylus costaricensis, 816 nucleotides long. NCBI's taxonomy places the organism in Eukaryota, Metazoa, Nematoda, Chromadorea, Rhabditida, Metastrongylidae. The record is from the annotation of a GenBank genome assembly.